Molecule: messenger RNA, 455 nt
Organism: Schistocerca americana (American grasshopper)
Lineage: Eukaryota; Metazoa; Arthropoda; Insecta; Orthoptera; Acrididae
Exons: 2
Coding region: 28-366 (112 amino acids)
Source: RefSeq, a predicted model, not a curated record
GCACCCAGUGUAGAAACCACUGCAGCCAUGAAGGGAGGCCUCGUCCUGCUGAUUGCUGGUGUGUUGCUCGUGGCGUACUGCACGCCGCUCGCUGCUGCAGACGAUGGCGACGACGUGGUGGAAGAAGUAGGAGAAAACAGAGACGCUGAUGACGACGACGGCGACAGCAUAGCAGACGACGAUGAGUACGGCAUCGCUCUUGAGGAGGGUGCAAAUGCAGAGAGCAGGCGGGCACUCAAAGGUGCUCACGCCCGGGCUGGCCACGCCAAGCAUGCGAGGGCAGGCAGCCGACACGCUGCGGGCAGAGCUGCAAACAGACCCCACGCCAGGUCAGGCGCCGCCCGCAGAGCCGCACACAAAACGUAGUCGACGCUGCUGAGGGAGCCCACACCAUGGAGACGCAAUCUGGAGCUGCUCAUACUGUCCUGUAUCCUGUACUCACAAAGCAGAAAUAA